This is a messenger RNA of Pseudomassariella vexata, 2457 nucleotides long. Its product is annotated as endomembrane protein 70. The transcript has 2 exons. The record is from RefSeq and is a predicted model, not a curated record. Gene Ontology annotation, cellular component: fungal-type vacuole membrane; endosome. Gene Ontology annotation, biological process: vacuolar transport; protein localization to membrane. Lineage: Eukaryota; Fungi; Ascomycota; Sordariomycetes; Amphisphaeriales; Pseudomassariaceae. Bases 406 to 2352 code for a protein of 648 amino acids.
CGUAAAUCUCAUUUCGUAAGCUUCACCUUAAGGCAAGCUGUCCAACUCUAUUAUUAGUGGAAACUGACUCCAGACGACGUGAACAUUAUUAUUUGGACUUGGGCGGGAAUACUACUUAGCGAUGCUAUUCAUAGCUUCCCAGUUUUAUUAAAUUCAUUCUGGACACAGUUACGCCUAGUUCCUCGAGCCUUUGCGCUCAGCAUCCCUUCUUCAUAUUGCAUACGUAAGCCUCCCGCAGAUUCACUCUAGUGCGGCGAAGCUGGGUAACGGGUGUGACGGCAAGCCCGCCUUGCCUGUCCGCCUUACCAGCGUGCCUGGAUCCUUCGAAGCCAUUAUUGUUAAGUUUGCAAGCGAGAUCGCGCGUUCUGCUGACUAGUCGACCCUCCACAGUUCAUCGUGGUGAUCAUGAAAAGCUUCAUCACGGCGCCGUCGACGGCGCUCCUAGCAGCACUGCUAGCACUCUCUCCUGCCACCUCAGCCUUCUACCUCCCCGGCGUCGCGCCAACCUCCUACAAACCACACGAUAACGUCCCUCUGUACGUCAACAGCGUCAAGCCUGUCGCUGCCCUCCAAGAUGCCCUCCUCCACUCGGUCAUGUCGUACGACUACUAUCACGAACGGUUUGGAUUCUGCAAGCCGAAGGAUGGCGAGCCCAAGUACGUUUCCGAGAGCCUGGGCAGUAUUUUGUUCGGCGACCGGAUCAUGACGUCGCCCUUUGAGCUGCGUAUGGCUCAGAAUGAGACGUGCAAGACGGUGUGCCCGCACACGUACGAGAAAACCUCGGCGCAUUUCGUCAACAAGCGCAUCCAGCAAGGCUAUGCGCUCAAUUGGCUGGUGGACGGGCUCCCGGCUGGCCAGCAGAUCAAGGAUGAAAUUACGGAUACCGUCUUCACCAGCCCGGGUUUCCAGAUGGGGUCGAUGGACUUCGCCAACGUGAAGAAGCCGCGGCCCGUUUUCAACAACCAUUACGACAUCGUAGUUGACUACCACGCGGUUGGUGGAAACCACGAUCAACUCAGAGUUGUCGGUGUCUUGGUCCAGCCGUCCUCGAGGGCAUACCCCACGGGCAAGGUUGACUGCGGCGAGAACCAUCCUCCCAUGUUUCUCUCAGAGGAACAUAAUACUGAAGUCCACUUCACCUACGGCGUCUACUGGAGGGAGUCUGGCACUGCCUGGGCUACGCGAUGGGACAAGUAUCUUCACGUGUUCGACCCCAAGAUUCAUUGGUUCUCUCUGGUGAACUCGGCCGUGGUCGUCGUCUUCCUUGUUGUCACGGUCUCUUCGGUACUCUUCCGAGCCCUGAAGAAGGAUAUUGCUCGGUACAACCGUUUGGACCAAAUCAACCUGGACGAUUUGUCUGGGACCUCUGCUCUCGAAGACGGAGUUCAGGAAGAUUCGGGCUGGAAGCUGGUCCAUGGUGAUGUCUUCCGGACCCCUUCCCACCCUCUGCUGUUAUCCAUAUUCCUUGGCAAUGGUGCCCAGUUGUUCGUUAUGACUGGCUUCACCAUCUGUUUUGCCCUGUUGGGCUUCCUGUCUCCGUCAAACCGUGGAUCUCUCGGGACGAUCAUGAUUCUUCUUUACACUACCCUCGGCUUUGUUGGCGGAUACACUUCCGCAAGGGUCUACAAGUCGCUUGGCGGAGAGAAAUGGAAGCUGAACAUCGGUCUGACUCCACUUUUGGUACCGGGUAUCGUCUUCGCGACCUUCUUCUUCCUCAACUUAUUUUUAUGGGCCAAUCAGUCGGCUGGAGCCGUGCCGUUUUCAACCAUGCUAGUCAUCAUCAGCAUAUGGUUCGUCAUCUCCAUCCCGCUGUCCUUCGCUGGUUCUUGGCUCGGUUUCCGCGCAUCAGCGAUCGAGGCCCCGGUACGCGUCAACCAGAUUCCUCGCCAGAUUCCUCCGACUACGACGUACCUCAGGCCCCUUCCCAGCAUGCUGCUCGUCGGUAUCCUACCCUUUGGCGCCAUUUUCGUCGAGCUUUACUUCAUCAUGAGCUCCAUCUGGUUCAGCAAAAUCUACUACAUGUUCGGUUUCCUGUUCCUGUGCUACGGCCUCAUGAUUAUCACUUGCGCCGCAGUCACUGUUCUCAUGGUUUACUUCCUGCUCUGCGCUGAGAACUACCAUUGGCAAUGGCGCGCCUUUCUUGCAGCCGGCAUGAGUGCGGGUUAUAUCUUUGCUAAUGCCUUGAUUUACCUCAUCAGCAAGUUGUCACUUGGCGGCUUGGCUGGUACAGUGUUGUACAUCGGCUACAGCGCACUACUUUCCUUCCUAUUCUUCAUUCUCACAGGGUCUAUCGGAUUCUUCUCAAGUUGGUGGUUCGUACAGAAAAUCUACAGCUCUAUCAAGAUCGAUUAGAGCACCGAGGCGAGGGUUUGGGUGUUGUUCAUAGUGCUCAAUAUGAAUAUCGGAUGCCAGCGGAAGGCAGGUAUGGGUCAUAGCAUAGGUGUACCAAUAAUGCAG